GCCCAGGAAGGUGCAGCCGCGUUCGCCGCGCCCGCGCCGGCAAAGCGGAGGCGCCCCCGGCCGCUGCGCCGCCUCUCCGCGGCCUCCCGCGGGGGAGCCCCCGGGAACGGGGUUCCCACGGCUGGGGCUGCCUGCGCCCUACCGCGAGGAGGAGGAGGAGGAGGAAGGCGGGCGGGGGAGCAGCUAUGCCGUGGGCAGGAGGGAAGCCGCUCUGCGAGCGUGAACCGAGCUUAGCGCCGCCGCCUGCCUCGCCUCCCCGUCCGUCCGUCCCUCCCUCCCUUCUCCCCUCCUCCCCCCGCCUCCCCCCGCCGCAGACGGCUGCGAGCCCGGAUGGUUUGCGAGCGGAGUUGAGGGGGCAAACUUUGAAGCCCAGAUGCCUCUGGGGCUGCGCGACAGAGCGCGGCUGCUCCUGCAGGCACCUGCCGCCGCCCUCCCCCCGGCGCUGCCGCCCUCCGCGGGGGCGGCCGGCCCCGCUGCCCGCGACCGCCGAGGCGGCGGGCGCUGCGGCCGCGGCUGAGGGCGGGCGGGCGGGCGGCGGGCGCGCCCCCAUGCGGGUCCCGGGCUGGGGAGCGCCGGCGGCAGGCGGGAGCCGGGCGGCGGCCGGGCGGUGCUCUCCCGCCGCCUGAGUGGGCGCGGCGCGGGACGGCGGCGCGGGGUGCCGGGAGCCAUGGGCUAUUGCAGCGGCCGGUGCACGCUGGUGGCCGUGUGCGGCGCGCAGCUGGUUUCUGUGCUCGAGAGGCAGAUAUUUGACUUCCUUGGUUAUCAGUGGGCACCCAUCCUCGCAAAUUUUAUACACAUUAUUAUAGUCAUACUUGGCUUAUUUGGAACCAUCCAGUAUAGACCUCGUUACAUAACAGGAUAUGCUGUCUGGCUGGUCCUUUGGGUUACAUGGAACGUGUUUGUUAUCUGCUUCUAUUUGGAGGCUGGAGACCUUUCAAAGGAAACAGACCUCAUUCUGACCUUUAACAUCUCAAUGCACCGUUCCUGGUGGAUGGAGAAUGGGCCAGGCUGCACCGUGACCUCAGUAACCCCAGCCCCGGACUGGGCACCAGAGGAUCAUCGCUAUAUCACUGUCUCGGGGUGUUUCCUUGAAUAUCAGUACAUAGAAGUGGCUCACAGUUCUCUUCAGAUCUUCCUUGCACUGGCAGGCUUCAUCUAUGCCUGUUAUGUUGUGAAGUGUAUUACUGAAGAAGAGGACAGCUUUGAUUUCAUAGGUGGAUUUGACUCUUACGGCUAUCAAGGUCCACAGAAGACAUCUCAUUUACAGCUGCAGCCCAUGUAUAUUGCCAACAGUGUGCUCUAUGCUGUACAAGCCAAGAAGCCUAGACAGUCCCUUCAAAACGAAUACGCUUUUUGAACAGAACGGGACAGAUCCGAUGCUCAUGUACCUCCUUGCAGUGUGGCCACAGCUGAUGUACUCAAAAGCAGCUUCCUGGCAUUCUGUGCCGGAGAUGCCAGUGCUCAUUUCCAGACCAUGGCAGAAGGACACAAUAAGAUGGCGGAAAUCAAUUGUCAAGACAAAAUUCUCCUCUUGGGAGGUGACGAAGGAAGGUCAAAGUAAACAUGGGGACUACUCAAGGUGGGCUGGAGGACCUGUUCAAAAAUCCCUUUCAGGAUGGCCUCCUGGUUCUUCAAAGAGAAAAGAAAUCCAAUUUUGUGCUAAAAAUAAUGUAUAAAAGCUGAUUGAACAGUGAGACAGAAAACAACAGAGACCUUCAGCCUGUCUUUCUAACAGGUACUAAAGGAGAUGCCCUAGACCCCCUCCUUGAACCUCCUGCCUCUCAGCAGCAGAGGGACACAGCAGAGGCAUUGCAGCCACCUUUUGUCCCUUUCUUUCCCUGGCCACCGCCAGCACGGCCCACCUGGAUUAAGACAUGAACCCAGCCCACUCAGUGCUGUGGGAGUCUCCUCCACACUCUGGGCCGUGUUGAGUCUCCUCAGCCAACACAACACUGAAAUACCAGGAUGACCUUGCAGCAGAAGUCAAUAGACAGCGCAUUGUUUGCCGUGAAGGCUGUACAGUUCAUACUUGCCUUAACCCAACUGCGUUGCACAUUAGAGAAACUACGUGCAAGCUUUCUGAAAUUAACAUGCUGCUGUUAAUUCUGAACGAUUUCUAAGUCAGUGGUUUUCUUCUGUUUGGUUUUGCUUUGUUUUCAUGUCAGGGAAUAAGGCUCUGUUGGUCCAUGGCUCCAGAGCAACCAAGUAGAAACUGCCAGCUGUCUGAUAAGUGCUUUACUUUUGGGGCUUCACAGUGGUCAAGAAACAGUUUAUAAUGAUUAAAAAGAAAAAUAAAUAAAGAAAUAAAUGAGAUCUUUUGGGGGUCAGGGAGGGAAAAGGGGUAACAGAAACUAAUAAUUGAACCUACUGGAAAUAAGCAGCAGAAACUGUGCUUCUUAAUCCCGCUGGUUUUAUUUAUCGCACUGUAGGUGCUUUUAUAGCUAUCUCUAAACAUCUUUUACUAACUACAGAGACAUCUGCAGAUUUCUAUGAACAAAGGCCAACUGAAUAUGUACUAGCUAUGUUUACUCUUUUAUAUCUGAUUUCAACUAAAAGUUCUCUGUAAGUGAGCUUUUUUUUUUUCUAAUUGCACCAUAAGGGAUCCACAUAUUUUAUUUCUUGAUUUUGGUUGGAGAGGGCAGGGAGGGACUAGUUGAGUUGAAGAAAUACUGAAGACCUUUUUGUGGUAUAUUUGGGGGAUCUGUUGUCUGUUAGAACGUGUAUUUUAUCUUCCUGUAUUAUUGUGGCUGAAAAAACCUCUGUGCUGUUACGUAGUUGGCAACAAGAUGCCUUUGGGAAUUUUGCUAGUAGGUCAAUGUGUAUAUGAAAUACUCUGAACUCCUAGGAACAUAUGUUUUAUUCUACAUCUGAUCUGUAUUUUCAAGAACGUAGAUGGCUUUCACUAGGAAAACCCAAUAUUUUGCUCAGGUUUUUCAGAAACUUGGAUUGUCAUUGUUUCUUUGCUCAGACCUUGCAUAGACAAACGCACGCACCUACCACACCUGAGAUGACCACCUAGCUUUUGAGGGCAAGAGGGAAGGUCAGCGCUUGGAAAUGCUCAAGGCACCCCUGGGCAAUUCCCUUUUCCCUGCUGGCUAAACCCUGCUCCAGAGGCCUGUGUGCUCACACCACUCACCCAACCCUGUACAAGCCAGUGCCCUUUGCUGUGUCUGCAUGGAUGUACAGUGUCACAAACAACAACUCUGGACAAUGACAGAGGAACAGGCAUUCACCAGUGAAAACAAGAUACGGGACAUGUUCAGGAACUAUACCUACAUUGAUUCAGUGAGAUUUAUAUAGAUAUAGAUAGAUAUAUAUAUAUGUAAGUGUGUGAAGGUGUGUGUAUGUCUAUUUAUAUAAAAUACACAGGACUAUUUUUGGGGGCUGCAUCACCCAGGAAGAUUCUGAUGCAAUGGACCAAGGGUCCCGUCUCAGAUACUGCUGGGAAUUUCAUGCAUGAAAUAUGAAUGUCCCCUAGGCCUGAUCCUGUAAAGCAUUCAUUGCUGAUUUGGAUCUCAAAUUUAAAUUUUCAUACUUGAGUACCUGAAAGUAUGAGUUCCUGCUGGGUAGAGAUGCUUUUCACCCCCUGGAAACCCCAUGCAAUUUCCAAGUGACAGGCUGAAAUUUCCCAUAACUUGAAAAACUAAAAAAGUUUCUUCUUUCAUGUAGUAUUAAAUAUAGCAUAUAUACAGUAUUAAACACAAUGAAGAGGUUUAAAUGGGAUGAAAAUGUCAUAACAGGUUAUUUUAUCUUUCCCUGUAUACCAGUUAAUCAAAAUGAUAUUUCUAUAGAAAUCAUUUUUAACAUGAAAAGAAACCAGUUUAGGCACCUAAGCAGCAAUCCAAUUUUCAGAAGAUAAUUUUUCAUACCUUUCAGUGAUUUCCCAUGGAACAGCAGCUACUGGUAGUUAGCAAUUUUAGAAGUCAGACGAUUUAAUGAAGUGUCUACACGUAGCUUAUAGGCCUGAUUUUAAAUUAGAAAAUUUUGGCCUUAAUUUCUCUGUGUCUUAGUCUUCCCAUCCAUAAUACGGGAAUUAUAUGUGCCUCACAAGCUUUUUGUGAGGUCUGAAUUGUUAAUGUUUGUAAAAUGCUUAGGAAAUAGGAAGCACAUCUAACUACUAUGGAUUGCAAUAUAAAUGUGUGUUCAUAUAUUACAUAUAGAGUAGGUACACACACUCACAUACACACAGUAUAUAUAUAUAUAUAUAUAUAUAUAUAUACACAUACAUACCUAUAUGAAGUUGGUAUUCAUAACCCUGCUUAAGUUGAAGUUAGAGCAUCACCAUUUAAAAAAUUAGGAUGGUUGACUACUCAACUAAAUGAUUAGUGGACAGAUCUCUUCUGGAAGCAGUUUAGAGCGCAGUAAUGUGAGAAUAUCUGGAUGGCAUUUUUGAUUUGUACAGCUGUAUCCUCCUCAAAAUCCAGUAAAGAAUGUUAUUUUUCUAGGCUGGGCUUUUGUUAUAAACUAAAAUAUUCAGAAGGCAAGAGAUACAAUCCAAAUGUGUCUUUUUUUCUUUUCUUUUUGGCAUUUGUUAAUUCUGAAUGUAUUUUUAACAAAAGUGAUUUUUUUGACUUACUAGUGUAAUUUGCAUUUUAAAAAAAAAUAAAUGGAAAAAAUAUAGGUUUCCAAGCUAUUCAUGGCCCCCUGCUGCUAUUCAGAACUUACAGGAAACUCAGAAUUACUCUUCCCAGCUGAGCAACAAUACAGGAUAAAGAAUCCUAUUACAUUUACAUGAUGACAAUCCCGAUCUGUGCAGUGCAUGGAUGUGACAGCACUGAAUAGAAAUUGCCGGGUCAUGACACCAUUUUAAUGCUGUCAUAUGUACCAGGUAUUUUCAUUAUCACUGACACUAAAAGGUUUCUUUUACAAGGCUGACUGCAACAGACUCUUUACUUAGAAAACAGGGCUGGUUUUGCCCACUCAUCAGGAAUUUUAAGCCCAUGAUAGGUAUAGAGUUGCCAACACUGUUAAGUAUUGCAAAAAUACUUGUUAAGAAGAAGCUAAGUAACAUGGAUAUUUCCUCUGCAUUCAUAUUCUUUUAUAUGCUAUUUAUUGUCCCUACACUGAAAUGAUGGAAUCCUGUCUUAGGCAAAAUGUUUAUAGAGCUCACAUAUAUUGACAGCUUGCCUGAGGUCAUUUAAUAAAGGUGGAGCAGAAUGAUA
Molecule: messenger RNA, 5162 nt
Organism: Passer domesticus (house sparrow)
Lineage: Eukaryota; Metazoa; Chordata; Aves; Passeriformes; Passeridae
Gene: NKAIN2
Product: sodium/potassium transporting ATPase interacting 2
Exons: 8
Coding region: 668-1357 (229 amino acids)
Biological process (GO): regulation of sodium ion transport
Source: RefSeq, a predicted model, not a curated record